ACAGUACAUUUCCAACAAAGGCAGUUGCGCUGCUCAGUUGUUGUUCUUACUUUUCUGUGCUUUGGGGACACACACACAUACAGACCAGUAUGACGCUACUGUGGAAGAUCUUAUUGGGAAUCAUUCUCAUUGGGCGACUUGGUCAAGGUCAAGACCUAUUAGAGGAAUCUUUAGAGCGAAUAGCAGUGGAUGAAGGGGCUGAGGAGGGAGGAGAAGAGGUUGAAGAGCCUGAGGGUCCAGGGGCAGAUGCCACUCAACCUGAUGAUAGACAGCCAUGUGCCAUGUGGAUGGGAGGCGUUCCUGGUACACCUGGGCACAGUGGAAAACCUGGGAGAGAUGGCAGAGAUGGGCGUGAUGGACCGAGGGGCGAGAAAGGAGAUAAAGGUGAAGCAGGUGAGAAAGGAGAUACUGGACAGAAGGGGGAUGUCGGUCCUGCUGGGCCGAGAGGCUUUCCUGGAAACCCAGGUCUGAAAGGUGCCCGUGGGGACAGUGCCUUGUCUUACCAUUCAGCCUUUAGCGUAGGUCUCAGUGAACUUGUUCCCGCCACUAACUUUCCAAUCCGCUUCAACAAGUUCUUCUACAACGACCAGCACCACUAUGAUGAUGUUUCUGGAAAGUUCCGCUGCGUUCUACCAGGGGUGUACUUCUUCACGUAUCAUCUAACCGUCUACACUAAAGAUGCUAAAGUCAGUCUCUACAUGAAUGACAAGGCUAUCAUGUUCACCUAUGACCAGUACCAGGAAACCAAUGUGGAUCAGGCAUCAGGUUCUGUUAUCUUGCGUUUGGAGGCAGGAGAUGAGAUAUGGCUGCAGGUCUAUGGAGAUGAGGGGUUUGGGGGAGUGUAUGCAGAUAACACCAACGACUCCACCUUUUCCGGUUUCCUCCUGUAUCCUGCAAUUCCUGCUCCUGCACAGAGACAUUGACAAUAUCUUAAAUCAGGGCUAUCAAGCUUAGUUCAUGGAGGCCCACAGCCCUGGAGAGUUUAGUUCAACCCUAAUUAAA
Ctenopharyngodon idella (grass carp) is the source of this 1002-nucleotide messenger RNA. It is a transcript of the gene adipoqb, whose product is annotated as adiponectin, C1Q and collagen domain containing, b. The record is from RefSeq and is a predicted model, not a curated record. Bases 90 to 923 code for a protein of 277 amino acids. Lineage: Eukaryota; Metazoa; Chordata; Actinopteri; Cypriniformes; Xenocyprididae. The transcript is spliced from 3 exons. Gene Ontology annotation, molecular function: protein binding.